Messenger RNA from Mya arenaria, 8272 nucleotides. RefSeq lists its product as uncharacterized. The record is from RefSeq and is a predicted model, not a curated record. The transcript is spliced from 10 exons. Lineage: Eukaryota; Metazoa; Mollusca; Bivalvia; Myida; Myidae. Bases 55 to 1941 code for a protein of 628 amino acids.
CAAUUUGUUUCAGUGAAUCAAAGUAAGGCGGUCAAGGUGACAAUCAGACCAAACAUGACGACAAGCCAUAAUGAAAACCAAGUUUGUUCUUCCUCCAUAACGUUAAAGUUUAAAGGAGCUGAUGCUGUGCAAAUAGAGCAAGAAAUUGUCGAUGACAGCUCAAACGAAAGUUUAAGCGACCAGGCUUUACAAGAAGGCGGAUUUAAAGUAACUGGAAUUAACUUUCACUGCAUUCAAAUAGAACUUCAAGGUUUGUCACGACAGGCACAAAUUGACUUUCUCCAAUCGUGCAAAACGUCACCGGAGCUUUUAGAAAAAUGGCUCCAAAAGUUAUUGAAACAAAAACAUCUUGAAAAACUAAAGAAGAAAAAGGAAAAUGUUGUCCAAUUUAAAAUCACAAUUAAAUGGCCAGAAGAAGCGAAGAAGGAAGAAGCAGCUGAAAAGAAAGAAAAUGCAGCACUGGAUUACAAACGGGAUUGCUCGUGUAAAAUAACAAAAGGAAUGAUCGUAAAGCACUUCACUGCUAUUGAAGAGAAGAUGACAUGUGUACCCGAAAUUAUCAAAUCGUUCUCUAACCUUCGGGGACUAACUGAUGCCGAACGCAAUACAUUUUUGUCCUUACACAAGGACAGGGAAUUGAGUGUAAAUGAAACCAGAACAGGACUGCUGCUUCGAAAAAUUCUCGAGGGGAACGACAUCUUGCUAUGCUUUCUUGAGAAAUUGUUUCACCAGACAGAGCAGACGGAGUUGUUCAAAGAAAUAACAAGCAAGACGAACGAGGAUGUCACAGAUAUUGCAAAACCAAAACGCAGAGUCAAACGGUCCGCAAGGAGAAAAAAAUUGAGAAACGACCUGAGAAAACAUUGCAGCCUCUUAGAAGAGGAAUUAGAACCCCGGCACUUUCUUGAUUUUCUUCGAAAAACAGGGGAUUCUGAAACAAUUAUUGGAUCAGUAGUUUCACCUGAACGAAGGAAGGAGCGAUGCAGGAAAUUUCUUCAGUACAUUUUUACAUCAAAAAAUGUUGAUAUCGUUCCAAACUUUAUUGCGGAAAUGCGAAAACUGAAACUUGAUUACAUUCUGGAUAUCAUAACACCAGAAUUAAGAACAAAAAUAGACCCAAAAGAUGCUCGAGAAGCUGUUAUAGCAAUGUACAAAGAACUAAAAGAUGCCUUCGAACCGAGGUCCCUACGAAGCUAUAUAGUAGAUACAAAAUUGAUAAGAGCAAAAGUAUUUGACGAAAUUUGCAAAUCGGACGAGAGACGCGAACGUGCAUCAAAUCUUAUUCGCUGUCUUUUGGACAAGGAUAAUGACAUAGCAAUACUUACCUUCAUAGACAUAUUGAACAUGUCAGGACAUUCUGCAUUAGCAAAGGCUAUCGAGCAGAAGGCAGCUAAAUACAAGGAGUGUCCAUACCUGUAUUCAAGGGAACAUGGUGGCUCGUCGACUGUGAUUGAAGGGGAGUUGGAUCUACGCGUUACACAGGUUCAAAUAAAAGAAUCUGAUGUGCAGCUCUAUUUACACCAUGGACUUUACCAUGGAACUCGUGUUGAAAAGGAAAGCGACAAAACACAUCACGGAGCCGAGAUUGAGGUCAAAUCUAAUACCAUGGUUGCUUUUACAAGCCCCUCUGACUUGGAUUACGGAAGUGAUGACGAUGAUAUUAGCCGCUUCGUGCAUGGUAUUGGAAAUGAAGAACUCCCUUUGUCAGACAUAGUACAUCAACUACAUGGUUUUGACAAAGGACCAAUUAGCCCAGCUUCAUCUGUUCCCUUACACGUUUUCAACUCUCCACGCCGUUCUGACUUAGUGCACUCGCCAGGAGAUUCAGUGUACGAAGAUAUCACACCGCCACGAUCCCCUCUGCCAGAUAUACAGACGUUGCAUGGAGACGCAAUGUAUGAGGAAAUAACACCAUCAUCCUCCCCAGUGGCAUUUUUGUAAAAACAGCUAUCUGCAACAAGAAUGACUAUUUUUCUCCAUUAUAUGGUUUGUUAUUGUUGCAAAAGCAUUUUAGCCCGAAAUAAACAUACUACUGUUAUGAUUUACAUUCAUAAUAGAUUAAAACAAUAUUUUCAACUUUCAAAGCAUGCAAGUGAUUGUAGAUACAAUUAAAUGGGAAAUUAUAUAAACAUAAUCAUGAUGUUCUGUUGUGCCUUACUUACAAUGUUUCACAAGGUAGCUGUAGAGAAUAUUUAAUUGAAAAUUGUAUUUUUAAGUAAUAUUAGAUGGUAUGUUGACUUUCACUAAUGAGUAUGACAGUACAUGUGAGUUUUUGGUGAUUUUAACAACAGAGAAGGUGAACAGCCAGAUUUUGUUGUAAAGACAAUAUUCAUUUUUGUUUAGAAGGUCUUUUACCGGAUAAGUAUGAACAAGAUAAAUAUUUAUCAAGAAGCAAUUUAGACAAGACUGUGAAUGAAAUUUGGAAUAUAUUGUUAGAUUUUUGUAAGAUUUCUGGUUUCCGAAUUUUGAAUCGAAGGGUAGGAUUAGAUUCUGAAGUAGGAAAAUAUGCAUUUGUUAAUUCACUGGGCAGUACUAUUGAUCUUGUUUUCAGUAAUGUUAUAUUUUUUCAUACGUACACAUCUUUCAGGUAUAAGACCCAAAUGUCUUGUCUGAUCUCUGCAUUGUAAGUUUCAGUUCAAUAUGUUUAAAUAUAUUUAAUCUAGAUGGGAAAGGGACAGCAUUCAAUACUUGUAAUAAGGAUAGGGAUGAUGAGAUUAGUUAUUAACCUUUAAAUUAAUUAGUGGACUAAUGAGAAAAAAUAUUAUAUUAAUGCUUUGUAUAAUGAUAGUGAUAAAAAUAUGCUUUCUAUUAAUAUCGAACAGUAAAAGAAUGAUGACAUGGAUGAAAAACUUAAUCUGUUUUGUAAUAUUGUUGAAGAUAUGUGUUCACCGCUGUUAGAAAGUCUUAUGUUGAUAAUAUUCCUGAAAGUAUGGAAAAUGUGAUGCUGUGUGUUUUGAUGAUGAAUGCAGAUAUUCAAAGCAUUGUUAUUAUAAGAAUUUAGAUGUAUAUAGGAUUUACCCAUGUCAUAUUAUUAUAUAAAAUAUAGUAGAAUCUAGAAACUCGUAUAAAGAAACUGAUAGAAAAAAAUAAAUGUAUUUAUGAAAGACAAUAAACAGAAAGGUUAGAGAAUGCUAGAUGAUUCAAUGCUAAACUUUAUCGGAAUAUCUUAAAAGGUUCUGUUGUAAAAAAUGACAAACUAAAGUUAUCAAAUAAAGAUUUUAUCAAAUUAUUGUAUAAAAUGUGUGCUUUCGGUCCGUUAUCGUGGUAUGUUUAAACGCAAAAACCCGGGCGUUAUCGGUAGAAAACUUGCAUUAUUCAGUAAAUUAACGUGCCGUUAAUGACCGGCUUUUUGUUUUACAUUAGCGCUAUCAGGGCCCGCAUCAUAACAUUGGACGCUAAGCGACCUGGAUUUCUUACUGAAAGUUGCAAACGAGGCAAACUUUUGCACAAACACAUAUUUCAGCAUAUAUAGCUGUAUACAAAUAUUAACGAAUUGAAAUAAACCACAUUCAACUUACAUAUUUUCUUUUGAGUUGUCUUUUCCUGACAAGAUGAGGUGUGUGUUUACUAGAUAUUACUUUCUGCAGUUGUUUUAAUUAUUUGUUUGCUUAAAAGCACUAAAUUAAGUCUUAAACGUUUAACUCCUUCCAAAUGUGGUUAUAGCAAUCGAUUUUAUUCAGAACAGACGACUUAUAUGGACAUGAUUCAAUUACGUCUUAAGCAAUUAAUAUAAACUUUUAAAAAAAUGAAAAAUUCUAUGAUGCUGAAGAAUCUGUACAUUUCAUCCAGAACAUUUUAACAAUGUUCCAGUUUAAAUUAAUUGACAAAACAUAUAAAUGUUAAAAUAGGAAUAUAUAUCGGUACUCAAUCGAUUACCCGAUCGGUAUUGUGUGUAAAUAGUCCAAAUAAUCCAUUAAAAUUCUAAAAAAACAACAAAACUUUCCAAUCGGCUGAACACUGAAAAAAUGGCGUCGAAACAAAAAUGCAAUUGUCAAGUUAUGUCGCAGCCCUUAUCGAGCCUAAUGUAAAACUUUUCACAUCGAUCGUGACGUCACAUAAGUACCUGCUAUGGAGAUUAUUUUGAACUAACUGUUUUUGCAUUUUCGUGACCUUUAACAGCUGUUUGUAGCACAGAAGUUACUCAUGGUGUGUAUUUUAUGCAAUUAUAGCGAUAAUACACCUUUUUUCGGUCGUAACUAUCUGCAAACGUCCUUAAAAUAGUUUAAAACCCUCGGGCUGUAAACCAUUUUGCGGGCCUUUGCAGAUAGUAACAUCCUCAAAAGGGUGUAUUAACCCUAUAGUCAAUGAUCGAAAACUUAUAUAUUUUUUCAAGCCUGAUGAUGAUGUUUUGUAUUUUCAUGAUAGUUACUACUCGGAGAGUUGAAUAGUAUGUUUGUUGAAUUAAAUGAAUUAUUCACACAUAAUGAUUUUAGUCAAGCUUGUAAGCAGCUGAAUAGUUGCAAAGCAGGUGUGAUUAUUUGUUAAAUGAGUUAUUAUUUGUUAAAUGAGUGUUUCAAGUGUUGUAUAAAUAGUGAUAGAAGUGUUGUAUGUACUCUAUUUGUAUAAGCUUUUAUACUUGGAUGUUUUUCUGAAACAUGGCCUGAAGGUUGUAUUGUUCCAUAAAAAGGUGACAAAGAUAAUACUUAUAAUUAUUAUGUGUGUAUUGCAUUGCUUAGUACGUUUGGUAAAUUGUUCACAAACGUAAUUAACUAUAGAUAAUUUAUUAGACUUAAAAAUAGCAUGUAUAUAUCGAGGCUCGGGCAGGGUUUAGGCAGAAUAUGGGCACGUUUGAUACUAUUUUUGUACUUCAUGGUCUCAUACAUCAUUUAUUAAAUAAUUAUAAGAGAUUGUAUGCAGUGAUGUUUACUUAGGCUUUUGACUUUUUGGUGAGAGACAUAAUCUGGUAUAAACUAAUAAAAUAAGGAAUUAGAGGAAAUAUGUCUAAUGUUAUAAAAUCUAUGUAUUCCAAUGUUAAGUCCAAUAUUAAGCUUAAUGAAACAACAACUCAAGAAUAUUUUUGUUGUUACUUAGGUGUACGACAAGGAGAAAGUUUAUCUCAAUUUUUAUUUUCAAUAUACUUGGUAUGUUAACAUUGUUCUCUUUUGCUGAUAAUAUUAUGAUUAUGACUGAAUCUGAGGAUGAAUUAACUAAAGGUUUAUUAUUACUUGAAAAACAUUGUGAUAGAUGGAAACUAAGUGUAAACUCUACGAAGACUAAAAUAAUGAUUUUUAAAAAAAGGAGGAAGGUUAUGGAAAACUUAAGAUUCUAUAACUUGGAGUCUAAAUAAUCCUUUGCUUCUAGAAAGAGUUCAUUUAAAUUUCUGCAAAAAGCUUUUAGGGGUAAAUUCAAAUAUUUGUAUGAAAAACUACAGAAACAAGAACAUUAGUCGAAAGUAAAAAUAUAAACCCCGUUAUAUGAUUCAGGGUCAACGCCGAAGACAUAGAACACAAAAACAAACUAUCACAAACCAGAAACAUGAAACAACAUCACAAAAUCCACAAACAACACACUACAUAUAUAAUAUAUAAAAAGCUAGGGGUGUUAAUCAAGAAUAGUUAGGAACCGCCUUGGAACGGUCAGUAAAUGUAGAUUUACUGGGGGCGGUAAACUAGUUUGUGAGCACAACAUCACUCUUAUCCCAACAAUCCCGAAUAAAGUAAAAACGUAAAUGGUAAAUAUUAUCAGAGAAUGCAUUAACUUUAGGAAACUUAAUAAUAAACAAACAAUAAUAAACUAGUAAGGUAAACCCCUAGUACUUCUAUGAUUAGGAAUUCCGACUGUAUCUGCAGACGAAAAAAUACAAUUCAGAGUAACGAAUGCAAUUUUUUUUACGAAUAUACGAUACAGUUAUUGUUUGAAACAAUAUAAUAUCACAUAGUCUGUCUUAGCAAUUAAACGGUUUAAAACUGUGUGAUCAUAGAGUUUUCUAAUGAAAAACAUCAUUAUACUAAAUCUAGGAACAACCAAAGAAGACAUAAUUGAAAAUACAUUAUAUGUUUGCUUAAUUCUUCUUCCAAAUGAUUACCCUUAGCAUUAGUAUGAAAAAAGUGACGACACACGCAGAAACAUUCUGGGCAAGCCAACGAAUGAAAAAAAACGUGUUUAAAACACGAACUGCAUUUUCUUUAACUUAAAACAAAAAACUACAAAAAGCGUAAUUUUCCAAGUAUGUCAUAUUCAACUUUAUAGUUUUUAUUAGGAACUCAACUUAAAUUCUACGAUUUAAAAAAAAAUCACCUUAAAAAUCAGAAUAAGCAAUUCAAAGUAUAGAUAUAAUAUUAUAAUGACCAUCACAAAUUUUGAGAAAGCUUUCCUUAACUUAUAAUAUUUGAAACCCUCUUUCAGAGGUUUUUCCGUCAUAAGUUUACUGCAAGAGCUCAAAUUGUUUACAUAUACUAAGGAAUCUUAUCAACUGUGCAAUAGCAACAGCUUAUGAUGGUAAACUAGGAACAUCUCCAUCUAUAAAAAGGAUAAUUAAUUUUUUGAAAUUAAAAUCAUCACAUUUAUCAUAAAGAUUUAUAUACAACUUAUGUUCCCAAAAUUAUGCAAAACGUACAAGUACUGAACUGUUUCGUGAUGCAAACUUUACUAAGCAUUCGUGUCAAAUUUUAUGUUCGUAUACCUGGUUCUUUACACACUAUUAUUUUUUGAAAAUAUGAAUAUGGACGACUGUUUUUCACAUUCCUUUUAUUUAUUAAACAUUGAUUUAAUGGAAAUAAAACCAAAACUAAAUACUUAUUUCAUUGUAUAGAUCGGGGCUCUACCCUUCAUGAAAGUUUAAAAUUUCAGAUAGGGUACAAAAUCAGCUUAUUUAUGAAAACUCCACAAUAGUUGUAUCGGUUACAUACAUACAGUUUUGUAAUUCAUUCUUAUUUUGAAGGAUGUGUAACACUUUAUAUGUAUUUUACAUCUAAAAAACUCGAAAUCUAGUUUUCAGUGUUCAAGUAUAAACCGAUCUUCAAUAUAGGAAAACACACUCCGAUCAGAUGCAGGCAUGAAACCUCGAUUUUAAUUCCUUUUUUUAUAAUUUUCAAAGUAACCAAUGUUUACGCUAAACCUCAUAUUUCACAUAGGAAAAAACACUUUUUAUAAUUUAAUAAACACACCGUUUUAUAUUAUCAAAACCGAAUCAUCAACUUAUUGAGACAAUGAGAUGAUUCACCAUCUGCCGCUGAGUCAAAUUAUGCAAAAAACAUAAGUUACAAAUAUGUGCCAUUGCAACCAGGACACAUUAAUAUACUCACCAAACAAACUGACGAUUAGCGUCUGUUACGGUUAAAAUGUGAGAUUCAACGUAUUGUUUUUGUAUAUUGUAAUUAACCUUAUGUAUUAUUGGCGUCCGCAAUGUUUUUUUUUCUGUGUACAUACUUUGUAGUGUAUAUAUUUGUAUAGUUGUUAUUCUCUUCACCUAUGGAGAAAACACGGAAUAAACUUAUUCAUUUCAAAAGGUAAUGAAUAUAACAAAUCUCUGGUGCAAAACAUCUAUUUUUAGAAUAUAUAUGUUGUGAAAAGUACACGCAUAUUUCCAUAUAUAAGUUGAACGUAUGAACUAUGUUCUAAUAAAUUUGAAAAUGACUUUGUUUACCUUGUAAGGAUUGGUCGCUGUCUUCUCGGCCCUCUACUUCCGCUUUUGCUUGAUAGAUUUGACGAAAUUGAAUUUCUUUGCAUAUGUUUUGAUUAUUUACCAUCGUUUAGCAUAUUUUAAUGAUGUAAUAAUUAUAUCCAUACAUUCAUUUUAGCAACUGUAGUAUAUUUUACGUUACACGGUGUCAUUAUUAUGUACUUGCAACUAUUUUAAGCUUUGUAUUCAUACGUUAAUAAUGAUGAAUUUUGCUUGCUGCAUAUAUUAUGUAAUGGAAACUAUGUAUGUUGCAUAAUUAGUAUUACUAUAGGUGUCGCUUAUAACGUCUAUUGAUUUUAUUCCUUUUUAUAAAGUUUUUACGAUUGUAUGCAUCCAUUUUCAUUUAACCAUUAUUUUGCACACAAAUCAAUAUUGUUUGUUGUUGUUUUUAAGUAAUAAUUAUGUUCAAUAUGUAUAGGCAAUAUACAUGCAAUGCCUAAAUAUCUGAUAAAUACAUGUGUUAUUAAGCUAUUUGAAUAUAAGUGACUGAGUAAAAGGGUGUAUUUUACUACAUAUGAACUUUUUAAAGCUUGUAGAACAAAACAUACUCAGUAAAUGAUUUACUCUUUUGUCUCCAUCAUUUUUUCAAACACGUACGUUGCAUAAUAAUGGCCAAGACACCCGACUGUUUUUACAUAAUAAAUAUCAAUA